Messenger RNA from Exophiala dermatitidis NIH/UT8656, 888 nucleotides. RefSeq lists its product as uncharacterized. Bases 1 to 888 code for a protein of 295 amino acids. The record is from RefSeq and is a predicted model, not a curated record. The transcript has 2 exons. Lineage: Eukaryota; Fungi; Ascomycota; Eurotiomycetes; Chaetothyriales; Herpotrichiellaceae.
AUGGAAACCCUCCUCUCCCACUCUUUCGACUACCUCUCGUCAACAGCGCCUCAGAAAAUACGGAAAGGACUGCGGCAGGUGGAAGGACUGCUUGCACAACUAUGCCUCUCCAAGGCCGCCUCACUUGACCGACGGCACUCAAUGUUGCCCCUGGGGUCGCUUGCUCCGCACUCGGGGAAGAAACUGUGCGAACUGCCCGAAGACCCGGCUUUCCGAGAGUUCUUCAAAUUGCAGCAGAGCUUCCAAUGGAACAUUGCCAUGAGACUGGUCGCCUGCCUCGAGCGACUGCUGGGGAAAGAGAGCAAUGGCACAAACGAUCUGUUGGUGAUCCAAACAUUAGAUCUCAUCCAGGGCGUCCUGCUGCUGCACCCGCCUUCACGGGCACUCUUCAGUCAAGAAGUUUAUAUGAAUCUGUUCCUUGACCUUUUAGACCCGUCGAACUGUCCUGCGAUCCAAUCUUCGACAAUCAUGGCUCUCGUCACAUCUCUUCUUGAUCAACCACAAAAUACACGAACGUUCGAAACGAUUGAUGGCUUACUGGUUGUGACUUCUCUCUUCAAAUCCCGCAGCACAUCGCGCGAAGUGAAGCUCAAACUCGUCGAGUUUUUGUACUUUUAUCUCAUGCCCGAAACGCCUGCCGCGAAACUGUCGGCGUCGACGUCCGCAACCAAUACCGCCAUCCUGGGUGGCCGAGGAAAAGAGUUGAUCGCAGCUUUCGAUCGAAGGCGAGAGACGGUGAAUGGUGCGGAGGGGGGACAAGGCGUCGGCGUCAACACCAAGACCACUGAAGAGAAGCAGAAGAUGCUUGGAAAGUACCUUGCAAACGUGCAGGAUCUGGUGGAGGAUCUGAAGGAAGGAGGCGGUGUCUUCGGCGUGGGAGCAGUGUAA